Medicago truncatula (barrel medic) is the source of this 3168-nucleotide messenger RNA. RefSeq lists its product as uncharacterized. Lineage: Eukaryota; Viridiplantae; Streptophyta; Magnoliopsida; Fabales; Fabaceae. The coding region runs from base 1 to 3168 and encodes 1055 amino acids. The record is from RefSeq and is a predicted model, not a curated record. Gene Ontology annotation, molecular function: catalytic activity. The transcript is spliced from 4 exons.
AUGGGUGGUGGGGGGAGGGUGUUUGUAAUGAGGAUUGUGUCGUGGAAUGUCCGGGGUUUAGGAGGGAUGGAAAAGCGAAGGGAAGUUAAGGAGUUAGUGCGGGAAAAGAGGCCUUUUGUGUUGUGUAUUCAAGAAACUAAGAUGGAGGUUGUUGAUGAGUUUUUAUGUACUUCGGUUUGGGGUCCUACUAAUCAUGACUUUUCUUAUAGCCCGUUUGUGGGGGCAUCUGGUGGUUUGGUUACGAUUUGGGAUAAGUCGGAAGUGAAGGUUUGGUACACCGUUCGUGGUGCGCACUUUCUGAUGAUUCAUGGAAGGUUUAUUAAGACCAAUGAGGACUUUUAUAUUGUUAAUGUGUAUGCACCUUGUAAUAGGAGUGCUCAACAAGUGUUGUGGAAUUUACUGUCAGCGAGGUUGCUUUCUUUAGGGAAUAACAAGGUUUGUGUUUGUGGGGAUUUCAACACUGUGCGGUCAGUCGAAGAAAGGCGUUCGGUUAGAGGUUCUCAGUUGGUGGAUGAUUGUGCACCUUUUAAUGAUUUUAUUGAAGAUAGAGUUUUGAUUGAUUUACCAUUAUGUGGGAGGAAGUUUACUUGGUUUAAGGGGGAUGGACGCUCGAUGAGUAGAUUGGAUAGGUUCUUGCUCUCUGAAGAAUGGUGUUUGGUGUGGCCUAACUGCAUUCAGGUGUCUGGGUGGGGUGGUCAUGUUCUCAAAGAAAAAUUGAAACUUUUAAAGGUGGCUCUUAAAGAUUGGCAUGUUUCAAAUACUCAUAAUUUACCUUCAAAGAUUGGUGAGUUAAAGAACAGACAAGCGCUCUUAGACGGUAAAGGGGAGGAAGGGGAGCUGUCAGAGGACGAAAUCAGUGAACUUCAUGGUAUUUCGACGGAUAUUCACUCUCUAUCUCGUCUUAAUACAAGUAUUUGUUGGCAGCAGUCACGAUUAAACUGGCUCCAGGAUGGAGAUGCUAAUUCAAAGUUUUUUCACUCUGUUCUGGCCGCAAGGAGAAGAAUGAAUUCGUUGUCUUCGAUUUUGGUGGAUGGGGUUAUGGUAGAGGGUGUUCAACCUGUUCGUCAAGCUGUGUUUACGCAUUUUAAAAAUCAUUUUCUUAAUCCAAGAUUGGAGCGACCGAGUGUGGGUCACCUUCAGUUUAGGAAAAUCUCUCUUUUAGAGAGGGGCGGGUUGGUCAAACCCUUUUCUGAGGAUGAGAUCAAGGCGGCAGUGUGGGAUUGUGAUAGUUUCAAGAGCCCGGGCCCUGAUGGGAUCAACUUGGGUUUUUUUAAGUCUUUUUGGCCUGAGAUGAAAACAGAGCUUGUGCGCUUUGUGACUGAAUUCCAUAGGAAUGGGAAAUUGACGAAAGGCAUAAAUUCUACAUUCAUCGCCCUUAUUCCUAAAGUGGCUAGCCCUCAAUCGUUGAAUGAGUUUCGCCCUAUUUCUUUGGUGGGGAGCUUGUACAAAAUUUUGGCGAAAAUUCUAGCAAACAGGUUGAGGCAGGUUAUUGGGAGUGUUGUGUCUGAAACUCAGUCUGCUUUUGUGAAGGAUAGACAAAUUAUUGAUGGUAUCUUGAUUGUGAAUGAGGUGGUUGAUGAGGCAAGGAGAUCUAAGAAAGACCUUUUGUUGUUCAAAGUAGAUUUUGAAAAGGCGUAUGAUUCGGUAGAUUGGGGGUACCUUGAUGAGGUGAUGGGGAGUAUGUCGUUCCCGACGGUGUGGCGAAAGUGGAUUAGAGAAUGUGUUGGUACUGCUACUGCCUCAGUUCUUGUGAAUGGCAGUCCUACUGAUGAGUUUUCUCUUGAACGGGGAUUACGUCAGGGUGAUCCUCUAUCUCCUUUCUUAUUUUUAUUGGCAGCAGAGGGUUUGAAUGUGUUGAUGAAAGCGUUGGUAGACACAUAUCUGUUUACGGGGUAUAGAGUGGGGAGAGAGAAUUCAGUGGUGGUGUCUCAUUUACAGUUCGCUGAUGAUACACUUCUUAUUGGGAACAAAAGCUGGGCUAAUGUGCGGGCGCUGAGGGCUGGUCUAGUUUUGUUUGAAGCUAUGUCGGGUUUGAAAGUUAAUUUUCAUAAGAGUUCUCUGGUAGGGGUUAAUAUUAAUGAUUCGUGGUUGUCAGAAGCGGCUUCUGUGUUGGGGUGCAAAGUAGGUAAAAUCCCGUUUCUCUAUUUGGGGCUCUCGAUUGGGGGCGAUCCGCGUCAUCUUUUGUUUUGGGAACCUGUGGUGGAUCGUAUUAAAUCUAGAUUGUCUGGUUGGCAAAGUCGGUUCCUAUCUUUCGGUGGUCGUUUGAUUCUUCUAAAGUCUGUCCUGACUGCUCUACCUGAGUAUGGAGGGUUGGGGGUUAAGAGGUUGAGGGAGUUUAACAUUGCUUUGUUGGGUAAAUGGUGUUGGAGGUUGUUAUUGGAGAGGGAUGCUUUGUGGAGAAAGGUGUUAGUGGCUAGGUAUGGUGUGGAGGAUGGCGGUUUGGAGGAUGGGGGCCGGAGUUGUUCUUCGUGGUGGAGGGAGAUUGUGAGGAUUAGAGAUGGGAUAGGUGAGGGUGGAGAGGGAUGGUUUGGGUCUUGUGUUAGGAGGAGAGUGGGAGAUGGGGCAGAUACUGAUUUUUGGCGUGAUUGUUGGUGUGGUGAUGUUCCUCUUUGUGUCCGGUUUAGGCGCCUUUUUGACUUGACUGUUCACAAAUCAAUCUCAGUUAGGAAUAUGUUCCUGCUGGGGGUGGAUGUGGGCGGGGAGGCGUUGAGGUGGCGUAGGCGGUUGUGGGCUUGGGAGGAGGAGUUGGUAGAGGAGUGUAGGGCUUUGUUACUAACAGUUUCUUUGCAGGAAUCAGUGUUAGACAGAUGGCUCUGGUUACCUAAUCAUGAUGAUGGGUAUUCUGUACGUGGAGUCUAUGACAUGCUGACAUCACAGGAGCAGCCCCAGUUACACCAUAAUAUGGACUUAAUUUGGCAUAAACAGGUCCCUCUCAAAGUAUCUAUCCUUGCUUGGCGACUACUGAGGGAUCGGUUACCUACAAAACUUAAUUUGGCAAAUCGUGGCAUUCUAUCUGUGGAGGAGCGGUUAUGCGUUGCUGGAUGUGGGAUUGUCGAAGAUGUUACUCAUUUGUUUUUGUCUUGUGCAACUUUUGGUGCAUUAUGGCCGAUGGUGCGGCAUUGGUUAGGAGUGGUUGUUCGAGAGGGCGACGGUCUUUCUUCCACUUGA